Molecule: messenger RNA, 1303 nt
Organism: Nymphaea colorata (pocket water lily)
Lineage: Eukaryota; Viridiplantae; Streptophyta; Magnoliopsida; Nymphaeales; Nymphaeaceae
Product: RHOMBOID-like protein 2
Exons: 5
Coding region: 77-1078 (333 amino acids)
Biological process (GO): proteolysis
Cellular component (GO): membrane
Molecular function (GO): serine-type endopeptidase activity
Source: RefSeq, a predicted model, not a curated record
CGCAUGAACUCACGCAAACACAGAGGGAGGAAGAACCUCGAGCAGAGAGAGAGAGAGCGGGAACAGAGGGAGAGAGAUGAGGAACGUGGACGUCGAGAGCAACAGUAGCACGGGAAGUCACCGCCCUCUCCAUAAGGGCGAAAGGGGCGGUGGCUACGCCUUCUACUACACGAACGGGUCGGAAAGGGAGAGGAAGUGGACGUCGUGGCUGAUUCCCGUGAUCGUUGUCGUCAACAUCGCAGUGUUCAUCGUGGUUAUGCUUAUUAACAACUGCCCCAAGAAGCAUCACAAGAAUGGCGGCUGCGUCGCCUCCUUCCUUGGUCCGUUCUCGUUCCAGCCGCUCAGGGAGAACCCCCUCCUCGGACCAUCCUCCUCGACGUUGUUGAAACUAGGAGCUCUUGAUUGGAAUAAAGUGGUCCAUCAGCACCAAGGGUGGAGGCUUUGCAGUUGUAUCUGGUUGCAUGCUGGUCUCAUCCAUUUGAUUGCAAAUAUGUUGAGCCUUCUUUUCAUUGGUAUCCGCCUAGAACAGCAAUUUGGCUUCAUCAGGAUAGGCAUCAUCUAUUUAUUGUCUGGAUUUGGAGGCAGUGUCCUAUCUUCCCUCUUCAGUCAAGGAUAUAUCUCUGUGGGUGCUUCUGGUGCUGUAUUUGGGCUUCUUGGAGCAAUGCUUUCUGAGCUAAUUACCAACUGGACUAUUUAUUCAAACAAGGCUGCAGCACUAGUUACACUGAUGGUGAUAAUUGCUAUCAACCUUGUUGUCGGGAUAGUGCCACAUGUUGAUAAUUUUGCUCACAUUGGAGGGUUUUUAACUGGGCUUCUCCUAGGUUUUAUUUUGCUGGUCCGUCCUCAAUAUGGUUGGCUAGUACAGCGAAGUCCCCCUCCAAUGCAAAAUGCCAGCUCCGUCAAGUCUAAAUAUAUGGUAUACCAGUACAUAUUAAUGGUGAUCUCACUGGCUCUGUUGGUAACCGGAUUCGUGAUUGGUCUGGUGAUGCUUUUUCGUGGGAAGAAGGGGAAUGACAACUGCCACUGGUGUCGUUAUCUGAGCUGUGUUCCAACAUCAAGUUGGGAUUGUGGAAGUUGAGUACAUUUGAAGAUGUAUUACGUUUGGGGAAACGUUCAGUUAUGCGGUUUUCCCAGAUUGUCUCUGCUGUGAUGAAAUCGUGGGGAUUCCUAUGGAGUGUUGUGAUCGGCUUGGUUUGCCUUGUAUAGAAACAUCAUGUUUUCUUCUACUGUGGGUUGUAUAGAGUUCUCCUGUCUGUAAUGUACGUAUUGCAUUUGCCUAAAUACACACGAAGCUUUUCUGUUC